This is a messenger RNA of Sporisorium graminicola, 5757 nucleotides long. RefSeq lists its product as uncharacterized. Gene Ontology annotation, cellular component: plasma membrane. The transcript has a single exon. The record is from RefSeq and is a predicted model, not a curated record. Lineage: Eukaryota; Fungi; Basidiomycota; Ustilaginomycetes; Ustilaginales; Ustilaginaceae. Gene Ontology annotation, molecular function: calcium-activated cation channel activity. Bases 1 to 5757 code for a protein of 1918 amino acids.
AUGGCCGACGCCGACAGGAGGACCUUUAACUCCAGCUUUCAGGGCCUCGUCUCCACCUGCGUCAUCUUUGCUGUCGUUGGUGGAAUCUCGGCCAUCACCUACGAAUCCCUUCGCCAGCUACGACGUCUUCCACGCACACGCUUCACCAAGUUCUGGCGCAAAGAUGCUAGUCGAAGACAUCCUCCAGGUGGUGUCCAGGACAAUCCAGCACAUGCUCGAGAUAAAGAUACCUGUGAAGACUGGGAGAUGGGCCACUUCUACCUUUCACGCGUCUUUCACGCUUCCACACCCUCGCCCAUGCUACCGCGAUGGCCCUUCGCCUGGGUCAAACGCGCCAUCUCCUUCACCGACGAGUGGUACGCUGAUCACACGGGCAUGGACACCGUCGUCUACGUCCGCUUCCUACGCGCCUGUCUCUGGUGGGUUCUGCUGCAGAGCUUGACAACAGCGCCCAUCCUGCUGUCGAUCCACAUCAGCUUCAGUCGCGGUGUCAGCACCACCGACAUGGCGCGCGCCUCGCUCUCCUUCCUCGUCAACACCCCCAAGCCUGGAUGCACCAAAAAAAAAAUAGCGGACUGUCCCACCGUUCCCAACGAAAGGGGUCGGUCGCUUCUCUGGAUCCAUCUCGUGUUCCUCUGGUAUCUCAGCGUCACCUGGAUCUUGGCGCUCUGGUGGAUCGGUACAGGUUCGCUCAAGGUGCGCAAAGCUCAGAUUCAAAAGACCAGAGAAAAGGCCAUCAAGGCAAAAGCGGAAGCCCGCAUAGCUACCGCUAACAAUACAGCACAUCCAACAACCACCAACAACGCCUCACCUCUGCAUCGGGAUCCUCACCAAAACUUGACCACAGCGCAAGGCAUCUCAUCUGACAAUAGCGACGGGUGGCGUCAAAGGACCUUGAUGGUCAUGAAUCUGCCCGGAACCAUGCGCGACGAAGCCAGCAUCCGCCGCUACUUCGAGGAGUUCCUGCGACCUGAUGACGAUGACACCUUGUCCGAUGAUGGUCACAGCAUCGACACAGCUUUCCCUGCUCCCGGUGCCGUUCGCCACACUCGGGACACGGACGCUCGGCACACCUCGGGCUCCGAUUCAAACCAUAGACCCACUUUGGGAGAACAGAAGGCCACAUCACCGGCUGUAUUCUCUGCCCACAGCGACGGGCCCAAUGGUCCUCAGCCCGACUUGCAUCCCGACCGCCACUUGAAGAGCCCUAUUCAGACCGUCGUGCUCGUACGCAAGAUGAACGAGCUCGCUUCCAUGCUCUCUCGUCGUCAAGAGGUGCUUACCCAACUCGAAGCUGCACACGUCAAGCUCGCUCAAGAGGUGCUCGUCACUGUGGGUCGCCGUACUCUCAAGAUGCGCCGACAAGAACGCAAGAAUACCGCGGACAGAUCGUCGUACUACCACCACAAUGGACAACCGCGAUCCUCCUGGUCCGUCUUGAAACGAUACACCGCUCGCCUCGGCCGUCCCUUCCGCUCGCGCAGGCACUCCAAGCAUGUUGAAGCUGCCAGCGUCUCGCACUCGGGUUCGGUAACGCCAUCGGAAGCUCUCGAUCCCGACAUUGAAAAGCUCGGUUCGGCUCAACACACGGCUAGCAAGGCAUUGGAGGAAGAGCUCGCGAGGAGGCUCGCUCGGUUCUCGCCCACUAAUCGCGGCUUGCACGCCAAGCAGACGCAAGCCAUCGAGAAUAACCAAGAUGGCAGUGGCGAUCAUGAGAUGAGCGAGACUGUUUGGGAGGCGCUCAACGAACUCCCGCGCGAGUUGCUCGACCCAUUCCAGCCCGCCACCAGGCUGUCGGCACUCUUCCGCGGCCAGACGGUCCCCACCAUCGAUUAUCUCCUCACCAAGCUCAAUCUUCUCACCGCGCUCGUGACAGAGAUGCGCUCGAGGCCGCCUGCCAGCUACGAGCCCACCUCGACUGCCUUUGUCACCUUCCGGGAUCCUCGUCAAGCGCGCAUGGUUUGGCGCGAGCUCAAGGACCAGAUUGUCGUCAAGGUGCGCCUGGCACCCGAGGUCAAGGAUCUCGACUGGGACCGUCUCAUGAAGACGUCGUUCACCGUCGACGUUGUUCGUGGCCUUGGCGUCAGCAUCGUCACCUGGGGCUUCACUAUUUUUUGGGUCAUCAUCGUCAAUGCCAUCGUCCUUGGUAUCUUCAGUGUCGACAAGCUCAAACAGAUCCCCGGCCUCGAAAACUUUUUCAACGAUAACCCCAAAGUGACCGGCUUCGUCACCAUCACCUUGCCGCCUCUGCUCGUGUCGCUCGCCUCCAUGUCGGUACCCGAGCUCAUCUUCCAGGUCAGCAAGCGUGCUCAGGGCUUUGUCACUUUCAGCGCGCUCUACGACAUGUGCCUUAUCCGCUAUUGGAAGUUUGUCAUUUGCAACGUCGUCAUCUUCUUCAGCGUGGGAUCGACCGUCAUCAUCACCGUGCUUACCAAGGUCGGCAAUACGGAUGGCAUUCUGCCCACCGUCGCCGGUGCUUUCCCCUCCGCCGCGCCCUUCUUUGUCUCGUACUUGAUCCUUCAGUUGGCGCUGCAGUCGGGCUUCGAGCACAUGGGCUUUAUGGUUGCGCUGCUCCAGCACUGGGGUGCGAGGAAAACAGUGACACCUCGUUUGCGAGCCAUCAAGACGCUCCCGCGCAACUUUAACAGGUACUACUGGCUGCCUCUGCACAUCAACAUCAUGGCCAUCGUCUUCAUCUUUGCGCUGCUCAACCCGCUCGUUAUCCCAUUUGCGUUGGUCUACCUCGCCCUUGCCCUCGUCAUCUUCAAGAAGAACUUCGCUUACCACUACUACCGACGAUUCAACGAGAUGGAGGGCGUUGUCUAUUUUCUCCGGCUCUUGCGCUACAGUCUUGAUGCGAUUGUGGUGAUGCAAGCCGUUCUACUCAUAUUCUUUUCGGUGCUACCGAAAAGGAGGCCAGUGUACAUUGGCAUGUCAGCUUUGCUCAUUCCUCUUACCGUCAUCACCAAGCUCAUCGCCACGCGCCUAUGGAAGUCGCAGUGCCGAGCUUUGGACGACGAAGAGGCAGAAGCGCUGUGCGGCAUCGAUUCUCGUCCCCUCUGGCAGAAGAUGCAGAGAAGCGGUCUGGGACCCAGCACUGCCGACGAAGGAGGCGACAGCCGCACUCCGCUGGAUGCACUUGCUGCAGGACGAUACCCCUCCGUUGUGCCUCCACCGCCCACCAAUUCGGCCUUCCAGCGCGUUUGGCAACGGCUUCACGACUCGUUCAACGCCAAUGGUCUCGAUGCACAGAGCUACCUCGCCACCGCGCACGCCAAGGGCAAAGCACCCUCCAAUGCAGUCGGCCUCGGCGCGAAAGGUAUAGCAAGGACGCCUCGAUUCUUGAUGAAAGAGACGGCCAAGCAUGCGUUCCAUUACCGUCAUGCCGCAAAAACCUCGCUAGGCAUGAACAAUCUGGGAGAGUCGCCUCGCCCGAGUCGCGACCGCACUUCGGGAGAGGGUAAACGAAUCAUUUCCGGCCUGCCGCCAACGAGUCAGCUAUACGUUCAUUCUUUCCGAAACUCACACGAAUCGCCUGUCGUCGAGGACCACCAGCACCAGCAUCAGCACAUGGAUGGCGAGGUACCCAACGAACCCUCGACUGUUCUUCAGCGCCGCACGGCCAUUCGCAAGCAGCACGUGGUACACCGCCGUCGUGGCAGCUCGAGGAGCGAGGACCGUCCAUUCCUUUCGGCUUUCGAUGCUGUCGCUGCUCAUGCUCCGCUGCCGAGUGAAGACGACUACGACCUGAGCUUCGAGGACGGCGAUGCGCCGUAUCUGGAGCAAGACGAGGAGGGUCAUCUACUGCGUCAGUCGAGUUGCCGUUCGAGAUCGCGGGGCCGCCGUCAAUUUGGAACGCUGCGCAAGAAGCCAAGCCAGCUGGCUACCGUCGCUGAUGAGGAAUCGCCGCAGAGCCCAGGCGGGUAUGAGAUGCGCGACGGGGCCGAGGGGAAGAGCAGCACUGAUCCGCUGUACCAGCAGGUAUCGGAUCAGAGCAAGCACGCUGCCGUCAGCAUCGACAAGGGAUGGGCCAAGUCGAGUCAGCCAUCGUUCUACAACGACUACGACGAGUCGCUCAAGGGUCGCGAGCUGGUGCGUCCUCAUCCGCCCGUGCGCUGGGACGACACGCCGAAUAACACUGCGCGCUACAACAAUCCUUUCUACAACCAAGAGAUGGACGACUUCCUUUGGCUGCCGCGCAAUCCGUUGGCGCCGCUGGAUCUGUUUGAUACGAUCGAGUGGUACGGACCGGCGAUGGUCAGUUCGCAGGGUGGUGGGGGUAUUGUGGGUGAAUGGGACGAGGAGCAGGACGAAGAUGAAUAUGACGAGGACGAUGACGAAAAGCUCAGGCUGCAUGGGGACGAAAUUCCUCUUGGCGGCGAGGCGGCUACGUUUUCUCAACCCAGAGACUUCAUCUUGAAUGGCAACGAGGAGAUCGUGCUGCCGGAUCAGCUGGCUCGUCAUCUCGAGGAGACACAGGCGGUCGAGGAAACCGUGGAUCCGGCUGCCAGCAUUCCGAAGAAUAUGAUGGAGGACUACAAGCGGGCUCUGCGUCGUAGUGAGCAAGCCGAUUGCUCGCCAACUUCGCCAUCUGGCUUGUUGCGACGACGUGGCAGCAAUCUUUCGUCGCCUUCGCGCCAGGGUCAGGGCUUUGCGGGAGGUCCUUCCCUGCUGAAGGUACCUUCGUAUGGUUCGUGGCGCAGUGGUGAGGAGGAUCAGGCGCUGGCAAGUCCUACGAUGAUGCGAGACUCUCGUCGACCGGGUACGGGCGAUUCGGAGCCGCUGGCUAGUGUUGCUGAGGGUGGAGUCAUGGUUCCUCGUCGUAGCUCUAGUCGUCGGAUGCGCAGCAAGGAUCAAGACGAUGGUGAGGACACAGCCGGAGCUGCUGCGGAUGCCACUGCUGCUGACGGAGAUGAAACAUUGGAAGUCUCGCCGACGAAGAAGCGAGAUGGGGCAUCGACGGCAGUGGAACGCAAUGUGUCACGCAGGACGUACCGACGCGAUGCUUCGGGCGCGCUGAGUCGCGCGAGCGGCUUCUCGGGCGGUACGACGCACAAGACGGUGACGUUGCAGGCGGCUUUGCGGGCGGAAGCGUUAGAAGAAGAGAGACGACUCACGCUGAAAGAGAGGCUGGCGGCGUCGAGGAGUCGCAAGAAGCGCAACGCGUCGGAGAACGCUUCUGCUCAUCUCGAUGGGUUGCAGGAGGCAGCGAACGCGGACGAGGAGGAUGAUGAAGAAGAAGAGGAUGGUGGGACGAUGCGCCGACGAGGAAACUUGAGCAGCAUCAUGAGUCGAUACGAGGCACAACACCGACGACGCGAAGCAGCGCAGGCGAGCGAGUUUGGGCAGAUGACGCCUCGGAGGGGGCGAGAGGUUUCGCAGGGUUCGCAGCUGGACGAGUUUUCGCCGACGAGCAAGCUCGACAGAAGUGGGAGUAGGAGAUUUCGAUCGGCUGCGCUCGGGGUGUUGACUUUCUCUCGGUCGCAAAAGGUGGCUGCGGCCGGAGCGAAUACGGUGCCGAUGCAAGAGCUGGGCGUUGGUCGUCCCCACACGACUGGUAGUGGUAGUGGUGGUGGGGUUGGAGUAAGUGCCAGUUCGAGUCAGGCGGGGAAGAAGAAGGAGGAGGAGGAGGGGGAAGAGGCAAAGGAGGCGAAGGAGGAGGCGGUGUUGCCUGCUGAAGCUAGCCGUACCUCUGGGCUGGUGGAGAACGUUGAGGAGCCAGCGUCUCUGCAGCAGCAGCAAGGGCAGCGGCAGUAG